Myzus persicae (green peach aphid) is the source of this 1193-nucleotide messenger RNA. RefSeq lists its product as uncharacterized. The record is from RefSeq and is a predicted model, not a curated record. The transcript has 2 exons. NCBI's taxonomy places the organism in Eukaryota, Metazoa, Arthropoda, Insecta, Hemiptera, Aphididae. The coding region runs from base 301 to 834 and encodes 177 amino acids.
UUUGAAGGCUUGAAACAAACGAACGUCCCGAAUGAUGGUUACGGCGUGCAUGUACAAUGGCUAUUCAGUUGUGUAUAAUGCGACUAAUCGAAUACCUUUUACGUAAAUAAAUACAGUCGUACAUAUUUUAAAAUCAAUGGUUCAAAUAGUGUCUGCCGAAAAUAAUUACUUCACUAGGAACAUGUGUACGUUUCGACGUUCAAAAACAGUGUUGGGCGUACAUCAAACACACUCGUUCCGAGUUCGCAUUAUUUCCACUUAGCUAUAUAUCACAUCAAAGUUUUCUCGUUUACUUUUAUCAUGAAAUUUGUGCUAAUCGCGAUCAUAUUCACAACGUUACACUACGAGUCAUCGCAAUACGACGUUUACUCGCAGCUUUUUAGGCCGUACAGCAGCUAUAGAUACGUACGGACACAGCGCACUAUGCCCACUAUGCCUACAACUAUGCCCACUAUGUCUACUAUGCCCACUAUGAGGUCUACUUUGUCUACCAUGAGGCCUACUAUGCCCACCAUGAGGCCUACUAUGCUCACCACGAGGCCUACUAUGUCUACCGUGUCUACGACUAUGUUCCGAUACGCGCAACCCCCGACAAUCCGCUACGGCGUCUAUAGAAAUUUCACACCGGAAAACAGGGGAUUAGUCGUUUUGAAAAAGGAGACGGAUGCCAAUCAGAUGCAAAGUCAUCUGGAUAAUUUGCUGUCUAGAAUGAAAUCGACGAUGAUGCAGAUGAGUCACAGUCAAGGAAAACCUACGGAUGAUCCAAAUGGCGAACACUACAAGGGAAAGCGUACGAGAAAAACAACGGCAUCGUUUAGAUCGGCGUCCGUGUAAUAUAUUAAGCAGAGAAAAAAUUAACGAACCGAGUGACAGAAAUAAUAAUAAGGGUGGGUAGCAUAAUGUCGGCAAUCGGCAUGCAUUUUUUUAAUAAUAUUCAUAAUCUAACAGAGUACCAAAUUAAUUUUUGUAAUUAUAUUAAACAACUGUUGAAUAGGUACUCGUGUAGUCGUGUAUAGCAAUAUCAACAAAUUAACAAACACUGUAAAUGAAUAACUAUAAUAAUAUGAUCAUUAAAAAUUAAAUACAAUCAUUGAUUCGAUUUUUAUUAACUGUAGUGUUCUGCAUAUAUCAUAUAUUCUGUAGAAUAAGAUGAAUUGCAAAAAACUGAUGAUUUUCCAAUAAAAUGAAACAGU